CAGAACUGGUGACAUGCACAUCAUCACCAUGCUCUUCUUACCAGUGCUGCUCCUGCUUUCUUGUGUGGAAUCCACUCCCACCUUUGACUACCAAGACUCCUUCUCCGGGGAUGUCCUCACCUGUGACAAGUGUCCACCCGGCACCCACAUAACCGACUACUGCACCGCCACCACGCCCACCGCGUGCGCGCCCUGCAGAAGGCAGCACUACACCGAGUUGUGGAACUACCUGCCCAAGUGUCUCUACUGCAGCAAUUUCUGCACCGAGAACCAGGAGGUGGAGACGGAGUGCACAGAGACCAGCAACCGGGUCUGUCGGUGCAAAGACGGCUUCUACUUGACCGGGGACUCUUGUGUGAGGCACAAAAAGUGCCCCCCCGGACGCGGAGUUCAAACAAAAGGCACGUCGCAGAGAAACACGGUGUGCCAAAGGUGUUCCGAUGGUCACUUCUCUCCCUCACGGUCUGCGCUGGAAUCGUGCGCAAAACAUCAGGAAUGCGCAAGCGGACAGAUAGCGCUCCUGCGCGGCUCAGUCGACCACGAUAUAAUGUGUGGCUCAUGCGAGGAUCUCGCAAAUGUUGAGACGCUGAGGACAUUCUUCUCAAGAUUAUUCAGUUUGAACUGCAUUCGUGCAGUACAAAUGUGGAAAUGUAUUGCCAGGCGCAUUAGCAACGCAAACGAGGGGCCUCUCCCCAAAAGGAGGAAUCCUCUGAUGGAUUGGAUCAGAGCGUGGCUGGCCCGGGCUCCAAAGGAGCAGCUCAACGCACUGCCAAAGAUGCUGAAGACUUCACAGCUCUGCACCAUUGCAGAGAAACUAGAGAGAGUUUUCAAUGAGAUUAAGCAGCAGAGCCCAAACUGUACUUUACCGUUUGAUGUUUAGAUAACAGAGUCUAUGCAGCUUGCGCUAUAGUCAUACACCUCUGUCUCUUAUUUUGGAUUCCAUUUUGGCUUCAUAUAUAUUUUCUUAUACUGCAUGGUUUUCUCAGAGAGUGAUACCUCAUUCCGUGUGUUAUCCUCCCUAGCAGAAGGGACAUGCGAUUACACAUAGCAUUAGGCAGCUUCACAAACAACGAUGAUGGUCCAUGUCCAUGAGCAGUAUUACUUAAAAUACCAAAAGGUAGUAUACAGAAGAUUGUGAAUGCACAAUUAAGAAUGUCAUGAUUAAGAUGUUGAUGAUGAAAAAUAUAGUCAGGUCUUGUCUUUGUAUCAUGAACUUAGGUCAGACUAUUUACUUCAGGGUAUAAGGAGAAAAAAAGUGAUUAUCUGUCUUGGCUAAACAGGAGGGGAACAUCACAAGUAAAAUACACAAGUACUACAUUCAACAUGACGUUGUUACAUCAUUAAAAUGUUACAUUACUUUUAGUAAAUUCCUAGAACUUGUAAUGAUAUGUAAAUGUAUGUGUCAUAAAAUAUACGAGGUUCUGUAAUAUGUUGCGAUUUCAAAGGGAACAUUUGUCACAAUAAAUAAAGUUUAGCGGCAUA
Molecule: messenger RNA, 1482 nt
Organism: Pungitius pungitius (ninespine stickleback)
Lineage: Eukaryota; Metazoa; Chordata; Actinopteri; Perciformes; Gasterosteidae
Product: tumor necrosis factor receptor superfamily member 6B-like
Exons: 5
Coding region: 14-880 (288 amino acids)
Molecular function (GO): protein binding
Source: RefSeq, a predicted model, not a curated record